CAAUGCCCAACAGGUGCGCGAUUCAUUCAACGGCGACUGUUGUACUGAACGGACGCGUUCGAAUUCUCGCGUUCGAAAUACGAACUUUCAUGUUCAGAAUUAUUCGAACGUUCUGUGCCGCGAAAAAAUUCACGCAGUGCCAGUGGUAUCCAAUAUUCAGGUUACAUUAAAUUUAAAAAAAAAUUAUAAAUACUUUUUCGGACUCAGUAUCUGUGAAAAAAAAUAAAGAUAUUAAAACGUUAUCUGUGUACAAUCUAGACCGAGCGACGAAUAAUCAGAAGAUGUCUGAAAGCGGAACGCAGAAUUGAAAAUGGACAACAAAAUGGACCCUCCUAACAGAAUCUACCAUAUUUACGAAAUAAGAUGAAAUGCGCCCAAACAAAAAUGAAAACUGAGAAGCUUUUUAAAACUUCUAACAAUGAAUGAGCAGGAUUUCAGCGCUUUAUUCACUGAAAUCGAUUAUAAUUGGGAUGAAAACAGCACGAAGGAUUUUGGUGAUCUUUUUAAUGUAACAGAUGGGAACCGGACUGGGGGAGUGGAGAAGGUGUUAGUUCAUAAUUGGUGGGCACUUAUAGCGAUAGUAUUGGUUGUGUGUACAGCUGCAGGCAAUGUGCUGGUGUGUCUUGCGAUAUACUUGGAGAGAAGGCUCCAGAAUGUUACGAACUAUUUCCUGAUGUCAUUGGCUAUUACUGAUCUGCUGGUCGCAAUGUUGGUGAUGCCGGUUGGGAUACUGACGCUCGUGAGAGGCUACUUCCCGUUGCCGGCUGUGUACUGUCUAACCUGGAUCUGUCUAGACGUACUACUCUGCACAGCUUCUAUCAUGCAUCUUUGCACCAUCAGCGUCGAUAGGUACCUCUCACUACGAUACCCGAUGAGGUUUGGAAGAAACAAGACAAGAAAGAGGGUGACCAUCAAGAUCGUCUUUGUAUGGAUACUAUCGACUGCCAUGAGCCUGCCUUUGAGCCUUAUGUAUUCGAAGAACGAAGAAUCAGUUCUCAUCGACGGAAAUUGCCAAAUACCAGACCCUCUGUACAAAGCUAUUGGGUCCGUCAUCUCGUUCUACAUUCCACUUGGCGUGAUGCUACUCACAUAUGCACUUACUGUGCAGCUGUUGGCACGCCAGAGAAAGGGGCUGGGGCAAGGCUGGGCGGCUGGCUGGCUCGGUGCGAUCCCGAUCGAACGCCGUUGCACCUGGAGGAGGUUCCUCAGUCCUAGAGGAGGAACACCGCAGCAUUCAGCAGCCUCCACGGAGACGGAGUUACCGCCCAUAGAUACCAGAGACCUUUGGCUUCAAGACUCUAGCGAGCCCGCGCCGUCAGCAAUGAGCGCACUGCAACAUUUCGGAGCAGAGAUGUUGCGCCUGUCUCGAGGCUUGGAAGCUUCUGCGGCCGCUAAGCCAACGUACAGAGGGACAAACAUAUGUGAACGAGGAGGGAUGCUCACUCCUGGAUCUCUGAGUGUCUCUUCAAGCUCUCCAUCAUCAAUGCUCCAAGACAAACGUCGUCUGUCAUCUGCAGGUGAUCCAAACACACCUUUGAAUAGACCUCGAAGUGCAUCUGAUGAUGAAACCAAUGACGGCUUACUAGCCCCUGUUACAUUAACAACGAAGUCACGAAGUUCCGAAGAUGGACUGUUACUACCGCCUCCUUGCACUUGUCCAUACUUUGGCACAGAUUCCACUCCACCUAGAAGACAAAAUACAGAAGUUAUAAUAGUACCGGGAGGAGAUAUUAACGGAUGCAAUGGAUACCCUCGAAAUGGUAUGAAAGGAGACGAGCCUUCAACUCCUUUCUUUAGAAGAUCCAGUCGAGGGGCAUCUUCUAUGGUAACUUGGGAGGAAGCGCGAAGAUUUAGGAGAGGUUCAAGUUUUGGUGGUGCGAGAACAACACUGUCAACCCCAGUAAGAACCAUAAGAAACCAAAGAUCUAUUAACAAUCGAUCCCAACCGCAAACGGCGAAUCCCACUCCACAACGCCAACUACCAAGAACUCAUCAUUCCAGAAACUCGAGUGUGAUUUCUAGAAACUCCUCGCGCCACGGAAGAAUAUUACGCCUAGAACAGAAGGCUACUAAAGUACUUGGAGUUGUGUUCUUCACGUUUGUCGUUCUUUGGGCACCAUUUUUCAUCCUGAACAUGGUACCAGCUGUGUGUCCAGAAUGUGAGAGAAGAAUUUCCAGUUGGGUUUUCGAUUUUGUGUUGUGGUUAGGUUACGCGAGUUCGAUGGUUAAUCCUAUAUUCUAUACGAUAUUCAAUAAGGUGUUUAGGCAAGCCUUCAAGAAAGUGCUAUCGUGCGAGUAUUGCACGGCGAGUAGGUAGCCAGCACCCUGGGAGCGCGUCCGGCCGGCCUCUGACCCUGGCCUUGGUGCGCUCUCAGUUAACAGAAACGUUCGAUCUCAAUUCGUAUGAACUUAAUAAAAAGCUUUAAUUAAAUACGCUUUUAGCUUAGUACUUCAGUUCGUGGCUUCAUAAGAUGAGGUCUAGUUUUUAUUCCAGCAAGAAUUCGUUACGCAACGGGUAUUUGUAUUUUCAAUUGUGAGUUUUAUUUUACACAAAUCUAGUCAUUUAAAAAGGGUAUUAAUGAGGGUAAGGGUAUUUAUAAGUUAUUUAGGUACUUUUUACACUAAAAAGUUCAUUCGGUGAAGACAGGUCAAUGCCGAAGCAAGUCCAUACCGAACGAAUAUUUGGCUCGACAUGAGGUUGUCAGGCAAGUC
Messenger RNA from Maniola jurtina (meadow brown), 2712 nucleotides. It is a transcript of the gene 5-HT2B, whose product is annotated as 5-hydroxytryptamine receptor 2C. Gene Ontology annotation, cellular component: membrane. Bases 419 to 2317 code for a protein of 632 amino acids. Gene Ontology annotation, biological process: adenylate cyclase-activating adrenergic receptor signaling pathway. The record is from RefSeq and is a predicted model, not a curated record. Lineage: Eukaryota; Metazoa; Arthropoda; Insecta; Lepidoptera; Nymphalidae. Gene Ontology annotation, molecular function: G protein-coupled receptor activity. The transcript is spliced from 8 exons.